This is a messenger RNA of Anopheles coluzzii, 732 nucleotides long. RefSeq lists its product as uncharacterized. The transcript is spliced from 3 exons. Gene Ontology annotation, cellular component: transcription regulator complex; nucleus. Gene Ontology annotation, biological process: regulation of transcription by RNA polymerase II. Bases 142 to 732 code for a protein of 196 amino acids. Lineage: Eukaryota; Metazoa; Arthropoda; Insecta; Diptera; Culicidae. The record is from RefSeq and is a predicted model, not a curated record.
GGAAUCAAAAUUUUUUGAUUUCGUCGGACGCCGCAUCCGAUUUUAUCUGUCAAUCUAAACUCAGGAAUAUAAACUCAGAAAAGAGUUGAUUUUACAAGAAAUGUUAGCGCGAAAGUAAACAAACACAAUCUUGUUAGAGCCAUGGCGAAUUCACGUGUUGAUGAUGAAAAACUUAUAAUUUUGGUACAGGAGCAUCCUUUUCUUUGGGAUCUUCGCGAUUCGAGGUACAAAGACAAUUUUUUAAAAAAGAAUACAUGGGAUAUGAUCGGAAAUCAGCUUCAAAUAAACGGUACGUAUUAUCUUCAUCUUGAACGAAAGGGAGCAAGAAGCUUUGCUAUCGAGGAUGGUAUCGUCGCCAAAAAUAAGUGGAGAAAUUUACGCGACACAUUCUCGCGAAAACUCGCUGAACUAAAUCAGCCAUCUGGGUCGGGAUAUAAGCAUGUUCGAUGGAAGUACUUUGAGCAGAUGAGCUUCCUGAAGGAUACGCUUACAUCCCGACCCAGAUCGGGAAAUUUGGAAGAAGUAGAAGACUUCCCAACUCCGGAUCACUUUGGUGAGGCUGGCGCAAGUGGCAGAACAAGGCAACCACCACAGCAGCAGCACAGCAGUAACAACAGAGACGACGAGGUGCCUCCGCUAUCUCCAGAUGAGAUUGCCAGCGGCAUCAAGCAGCUUAAAAGCAUUAAGUCUGCUAGCGGUGAUGGACUGGCGGCCGAGCUAUUCAAGAUGUGA